This is a messenger RNA of Fulvia fulva, 609 nucleotides long. RefSeq lists its product as uncharacterized. The transcript is spliced from 2 exons. Bases 1 to 609 code for a protein of 202 amino acids. NCBI's taxonomy places the organism in Eukaryota, Fungi, Ascomycota, Dothideomycetes, Mycosphaerellales, Mycosphaerellaceae. The record is from RefSeq and is a predicted model, not a curated record.
AUGAUCGACCGAGAACAUAACACACCAUCCUUCCCCAACGCUCAGGACUACUACUACCCCAACCACAACGAACGCUCCGACAGAUCCAGCCUUCCCUCCGGAGAAGGUAAUCGUGGCGGCCGUCGUCCCCAUGCAUUUGAUCCCGAGGACUCUUUUCCCAGCGGCCAGCAGAAGGAUAACGGCCCUUAUGACCAAGACUUCUUUUAUAACGAGGAGAACCUGCACAGCGAGGACCAAGGACCUACCAUGCCCUCCUCCAACGAUCAGAAGAACACGCAUAGCCAAGGCCGUACCACCCCCGCCUCCAGCAACCACCAAAUUACCGGGCCCAACCCCCGCAUCAGCCGCCUCACUCCUUCCCAGUCCAAGGACUCUCCACACAGCGCGCAGAAUGGCAACGACUUCUACGACCCGAACUUCUUCCCCGGUAAAGACGCCCAAGACGUCCGCGAUGAUGUUUUCGACAACAAGCGACCCUCUGGUCUGAGUAGAGGCCGAAUCAAUAUGGGCUCCGGCAAUGGGGGAGAUGAGUCCUUCGUUGGCGGAAUGGAUCGAGGUUUGGGGGAGUUUCUUGAUUUUGCGAAGGAUAUGGUUUCUAGUGUCAUAUAG